This is a messenger RNA of Salvia splendens (bonfire salvia), 1266 nucleotides long. Its product is annotated as bifunctional nitrilase/nitrile hydratase NIT4B. The coding region runs from base 46 to 1044 and encodes 332 amino acids. Gene Ontology annotation, molecular function: nitrile hydratase activity; nitrilase activity. Lineage: Eukaryota; Viridiplantae; Streptophyta; Magnoliopsida; Lamiales; Lamiaceae. The transcript has 3 exons. Gene Ontology annotation, biological process: detoxification of nitrogen compound. The record is from RefSeq and is a predicted model, not a curated record.
CAAACAUGAUCACUUAGCAACAAAAAACCAACACCACUUCAAAACAUGGCUUCAGUUCCGACUCCGACGACGGUGAAGGAUGAGGCCACCGCCCCGACCACCAUCCGCGCCACGGUUGUCCAAGCCGCCAGUGUCUUCUACGACACCCCUGCCACUCUCGAUAAAGCAGAGAGGCUGGUGGCGGAAGCAGCCUCAAAUGGAGCACAAUUGGUGGUGUUUCCCGAAGCAUUCAUCGGUGGCUAUCCACGUGGAUCCAUCUUCGGGGCCACCAUCGGCCACUUCACCCCCACUGCCGGCGAACAGUUCCGCAAAUACUAUGACUCCGCCAUUGACGUUCCCGGUCCGGAGAUGGAUCGGCUGGCGAGCAUAGCGGAGAACUACAAGGUGUAUCUGGUGACGGGAGUGAUCGAGAGAGAGGGAUAUACCUUAUACUGCAGUGUUGUCUUCUUUGACCCUCAAGGCUGCUACCUCGGCAAGAGGAGGAAGUUGAUGCCCACCACGGCCGAGCGCCUCGUCUGGGGCUUUGGUGAUGGAUCCACCACUCCUGUCUUUGACACCCCCAUCGGGAAGCUGGGUGCCAUUAUCUGCUGGGAGAACAAGAUGCCUCUGCUGAGGACAGCAAUGUACGCUAAAGGGAUCGAGAUAUACUGUGCACCCAACUCAGAUGACAGAGAAGUUUGGCAGCCAACGGUGAGGCACAUCGCCAUAGAAGGGGGCGUCUUCGUGCUCUCUGCUGGUCAGUUCUGCCUCAGGAAGGACUAUCCGCCCCCUCCUGAGUACUUACUCACAGAGUGGGAAGACGAGCUCCAACCAGAUUCUGUGGUGGCCGCUGGGGGCAGUGUCAUCGUUGCCCCCUCCGGGGAGGUCUUAGCCGGGCCCAAUUUCGAAGGGGAGGGACUUCUCACUGCUGAUUUGGAUCUGAAGGAUGUGGCGCGUGCCAAAUUCUCGUUUGAUGCUGUUGGCCACUAUUCUAGACCGGACAUUCUCAGCCUCAUUGUCAACGAGCGAGCUAUGAAACCGGUUACCUUCACUUCCCACAAAUGACACUACCAUUGCAUCAGCUUUCCCUGUCUUGUUGUCUUGAAUAAAUCACCUUGUAACAAUAAGCUCAAUACAGUAUAAUAACCAACACUUUAUCGGCAUCCAUCUCUUUGUGAUGGCUUUGCCACUGUGUUCUUCCCUUCACAAUAUCCCAUAAAAUGUUAAAAAUCAUACUAUCAAUGAUAUGAUGUGAUGCAUACAAAUGUGUAUGUGAGUUAUGGCCGA